CUGUUCCGUUUUUUUCCUUCUUCAUUUAUUUAUUUAUACUAGGAAAAUAUUUAAAGAAUAUUUUAAAUAACAUAAACAUUAUAUUGGUGUCUAAUACUAAACCCGAAUAUAUCUAUAUAUAUAUAUUUAAACGUAUUUAACCAACUUGAACCCAAUAUUGUGAAUUUCUAACUAUCAACGAACCACGACGACAAUGCCGACUAUCUGUGGGAUUAACGCUCACUGGAACUGAACGAUGGAUCUGGCAGAUCAAAUCGAUGACUAUAUCUGUUCGUUCGAGGGAAUUGGUGACUUAACAAUGGACUCUCUGGCCAUCUUCAUUUUCCUGUGGGCCGUUCUGGCCCUCUUCUCCGUCUGGCUGAUCAAGCUCCUCUACCACAAGUAUCUCAACAAGGCCAACAAGUCCCCCAGUGCGGCCAAUAGUCGCCAGAGUAGUGUGGCUCCCGGUUCGGGUUCCGUUUCGGGAUCCCCAACUGGCAAACCAGAGAAGCGUCUCUCGGAACCGCGUGAUUUGCUGGCCACCAAGAGCAAGGUGGAGGAUCUAUCCAAGCCACUGGCUGGUGGCAUUUCAUCUGGCGGACGUGGUCGCUCCUCCGCUUCGCCCCUGAACUCCGCCGGAUCCUUGGGUGCCGCUGGUGCUGGAGCUGCUGGUCCACGUCGCCGGGUGGUGCGUCAGAGUUCCACCGGGCCGGAGAAUCGCAAGAAGCGAUAUGUUCCACCGCCCUCCAAUGUCGUGGGUCCGGAAACGAGCUCUGUUACCUGGACCAGCCAGGUGUUCCGCUGGCUCUACAGCGACCUGGUCAUCGUCAACGAGCUGCUCAUGUCCUGGGUGAUUGCCAUCAAUGACACGCUGCGCAAGUCCGUCGAGGAGCAUGGCGUGGCCGUGGAAGUGGUUCGCGUUCUGCCCGAUAGCCCAGCUCCGGGAUUAAAUAAUAUCUUUUGCAAUUGCGAUGAGAACAAUCCAGCUGAUAUGCUCAUCACCUUUGACUGCGAUGCCAUGCCGGUGCUGCAGGUCAAGACGUUCCGUCAGAAGGCCGGCAAGGUGGAGACCUCCCAUUACAAGGUCACCGUGUCCAGGUUCCGAGCUCGCAUGGCCAUACCCAUGAACUACAAUACCCUGAAGGGCGAAAUGCGAGUGGAGGGUUACCCAGAUGUACGCAUUGCCAUGAACAGUGUGGGUGCCAUCAAGGCAAUGGAUCAGGAUGAACAGCAGCUGCAGACAGUGAUCAGUGAUAUCCUGACGACGGCAUUGCGUGAUACCAUCUAUCCGGUGGACUUCUCCAUCUACUCGACUUGCCCCCGGGCCGAAGUGGAGCCUUUGGAGCUGCCUGUAAUCUAUCCCGUCCACUAUGACUCGCUGGCGCACAACAUGGAGCAUCAUCUGAGUGGCGGUGGACUAAGGGACUCGCAGCACUUGGUCGCCGGCCGAAGGCUCCUCGUGAAGAUUGUCAAGGGUGAAGGCCUGAGGGAUGCCCAUGAUCCCUAUGUGGUCAUCGAGAUGGAUGAGCCGGCGCAGAAGAACCAAACGGGCACCCAGCGUGGCACCAAGCCCUACUGGGAUGAGCACUUCCUCUUCGAACUCUCCCCACAAUCAGCUGAGAUCCUGUUUGAGGUUUAUGACCAUCCGGUUAUAGCCUCCGAUCCGCCCAAAUUCCUGGGUCUCGGCCUGGUUGGCAUCGAUGAGCUGGCCGUGGGUCCUGCCUCCACACAACUCCUGCAGCUGCAGCCACGUCCCUAUGAGACUCAGCCCGUUUCCGGUGCCAUCACCGUGGACUUUGUGUUCAUCGAGGGUGCCGAGAUCCCGGCUGGAGUUCGUCCUCAGCGCCUGAAGGAGGCUUUGCGUCUCAGCACGCCGGCCAUUAACGAGCACAUCCGGAACGGUGCCGACCUGGCGGAUGCGGCCGUUAGGGCUCUGCAGGAUGGAGCACUCUCAAACACUAGCAGCGGUGGGCAGCCCAGCAAGAGCACUCUGAUCAUACACAGUGUCCAGCGGAAUUCGACCGGCCCGAAUGCAUUUAAGGUCGAGGUCAACAAGGAGGGUCACAUCGAGGUGAUCCAGUCACCGAGCGAGCUGGAUCAGACGGUGGCCCAGGCCUUUGAGCGGGCUGCCAACGAGGCCCAGGCUGAGCUUGAGCUGGAGAAGGCCAAGCUGGAGUUGGAGCCCGGUCAGGGUGACACACUCAACGACUCAGGUAAUGGUACCGUCAACGAGGACAGUGUCGCAGAGUUUGGUCAGCCCAAUGCCGCCUCAUCGCCCAAUGGCAGUGGUUAUGGCCACAACAACUAUAGCCUCAAUGGGAAUGGCAACUCGGGAGGAGGUGGUUACAACAGCCUGCCCAGGAAUGGUGCCGCCUCGCAUCAGCAGAUGGGUCAUCUGAAUGCCGGCCUAGUACUCGAUGGCCAGGACGUGGUGGAUGCGGAUCGUGGAAGGAGCAAAAAACGUAAUUUCUUUGGCACCCUGAAGAAGCGGCUAAGCCGCUCCAAGACACGUACCCUCUCGGCCGAUCAGCCCAAUAAUAAUAAAAAUAGCAGUCAUAAGUCACUAUCAGCCACCAACUCGAAUACAGCGACCACAGCCACCGGAUAUCCCCGUACAGCCACCGGAACCCUCAAUGGUGAUUCUUCCCGUUCAUUAUCUGUCGAUCGUGCCACUACUCUGUCCAAAAGCAAUUCACUUGGACCCCGCAUGGGCAUUGGUCACUCCAUCACCGACCACUCACGCCGCUCCUCAAUUUCAGAAUCAUCGGCCAUCUCAGGUUUCUCCUCGGCCAGCAAUAAGACCUAUGUGCACGAGGCCUCCACCUUGGUGCUGGAAACGGUAGAGAAUGGCAUCAAGCGCCACUUUAUUGUGCCGCUGGCCAUUGCCCAGAGACCGCGCUGGCGUCGCAAGGGUACCAAGCUGCACAUUUACAACGAUCACACCUUCAUCGCCAAGCAUUUGAGCGGAAGCGGCCUGCAGUGCUCCAUCUGCAUGAAGUCCAUACCACGUAGGCCCGGCAAGCAGGGCUACGAGUGCCGCGACUGCCAGCUGAUCUGUCACAAGCAGUGUCACAUACGGGCGCCCCAGUCGUGUCCCAAUCCCACGGUGCUCUCCAUGGAACUAACGUCAUUUCCGAACCAAACUUAGCUCGGCGGCGGCAGAUCGCAGUAUACGAAAGCUGUGAGGGGAAUCUAUCUAGAUCCCCACAAACCGAGAAACCUUAAUCGAAAUACUACUCCUAGUUUGAGAUUAGAAGGAUCCUUUUUCUUCUGUUGUGGAAAGCCCCCAAUAUCCGAUACACUACGUUAUUUAUUUAUACACACACACGAACCCACAUACACACCAUGUGCAAUAAGUUCUUUGGUUUCGUUUUUUUAAUACCAAUACCAAUACCAAUUUCUCUGUGUCAACGUGCUGGAGCCCAUUGAUAUUUUUUUGUAUUUUCUACAAAACACGAAUAAUAAUUGUACAAAA
Drosophila serrata is the source of this 3454-nucleotide messenger RNA. RefSeq lists its product as uncharacterized. The record is from RefSeq and is a predicted model, not a curated record. NCBI's taxonomy places the organism in Eukaryota, Metazoa, Arthropoda, Insecta, Diptera, Drosophilidae.